AUGCUGAAGAAGGUUGAUCCUACUAAUUCUGUGUUUUUGGCAUACAAAAAAACAAUAGAUACCAUAGUUUCAUCUUAUAUUCUAUUGGAAAAGGAGAAGAAGAAAACAAGGAGAGGAAAGAAAGAUGAAUCUGGUUCUUCUAAGGAACCGGUCAAGAAAACGAAGAGACAAAAAUCUCCUAAAAAGAAAUCUGCAGAUGUUGAUGACUCUAUUCCACAAGAUGUCUCAGUUGCUGAUAAUACAAUGGUGAAAUCUAAAAAUUCGAGAAAAGUUUCACCUCAUGUUGUUCGUAAAUCACAUGUCACACAUCAAGGGGUUAUUAUCAGGGAGGUUCCAGUGCCUGUUUCUCCAUCUUCGAAGAAACGAUGGGCUGAAAACAUGGCAAAGCAUUUACAACAGAAGAAAUCCAGGAAGUUACAAAAGUUGAUUCUUGGAAAUAUUUCAACAGAUGAAGAAGAAGUCAUUCCUGACACUCCAGAAGCAAUUUUGGUUAGUGAAAAUUUGAAGGAUGAUGACAUCAAUGUAAACAUAUCUAAUACGGAUACAAAUGUCAUUAUGGGUUCAGAUAAUGCGAAGCCUGAUGAUUCUGAAAAUGCAAAGAUUGAGAGUCCAAAAACUGCGAAGGGUGAUGAUCAAGGUAUUGUUAUUCCGACUUCUGAAAUCAUUGUGUCGUUACCUCCAAUUACCUCUAACACUGAUUCACCUACUUUCGAAAACAUCAUCAAUACCGCUUUUACUUCACUCUUUUCAUCUCAAUCCACUGAUCCACCAAAAACAACCUCACCUGUUGAUGAAACAAUGGAAAAUGAAACUGAUACUAAAGGUUUUGCAGGAACCUCUGAAGCAUUACAGUUUGAUAACACAAAAGAAGAGUUUCCAGAUGACAUAUUGAUGACCAUGCAGCAAUUCAAAAUUCUAAAUUCAAAGUUGAAUUCGAUUUUGCAAACUCAGGCUGAUAUAGGGGGUGGUUCAUCCGUUUCAAUUUUGGAGGUGGAUUCUAUGUUGAAAGUCUUUGAAGGACGUGUUACAACCAAAGUUUUUGGGAUGAUAAAGGAAUCUGAAGCAAGGGUGUUGGAGAAAGUUGAUUUUAAUGAUCAAACAAAUGAUAAUAGAAUGAGUUCUCAAAGAAAGGAUUUCUUACACGAAGUGAAGGACUUGAAAGCUAUCACGGGAGAAAGGCAUGUUUUGUAUGUUCAAGAAGUAAAGAAAGUUCGUGAAGAUGUUAAUCUACAAAUUGAAGAACUUCGGGAAGAUAUGCAGAAGGAAGUUCAGGUUGUACAACUAGAUUAUGCGUCCAUCAAUCAAAAAGUUGACAUUAUCUGUAAUGCUGUCACUAGAUUUGUAAAGCUAUAUGAAACAUUGAAUCCUCAGGUCAUCAAUCUUUAUGAACAGACUGCAAAACAUUUUGAUGAACUGGUUACUUUGCUAAAGGAACUGAAGGAGUUAUUAGUCAAACCAAUUUCAUCCUCUCUCAUUACUCCGAAAUUUUUAUCCUAG
This is a messenger RNA of Lactuca saligna, 1497 nucleotides long. Lineage: Eukaryota; Viridiplantae; Streptophyta; Magnoliopsida; Asterales; Asteraceae. The record is from the annotation of a GenBank genome assembly.